Pygocentrus nattereri (red-bellied piranha) is the source of this 2428-nucleotide messenger RNA. RefSeq names its product synaptobrevin homolog YKT6-like. The transcript is spliced from 8 exons. Bases 105 to 728 code for a protein of 207 amino acids. Lineage: Eukaryota; Metazoa; Chordata; Actinopteri; Characiformes; Serrasalmidae. Gene Ontology annotation, molecular function: SNAP receptor activity. The record is from RefSeq and is a predicted model, not a curated record. Gene Ontology annotation, biological process: endoplasmic reticulum to Golgi vesicle-mediated transport. Gene Ontology annotation, cellular component: Golgi apparatus.
CUGUUUACCUGCGGUUACUAUGGAGACGGAGUGAGGCCAGUGAAGGAAGUGCGACGCUUCAGGACCGUUAAGAUCCGCCGCGGUGGAUGAAAAACCCGCAUUAAAUGAGCCCUGGUGUUUGUACUGCCACAAUGAAGCUCCUGUGUCUCAGCGUCCUCUACAAAGGAGAGACGAAAGCCAACCUGCUGAAGGCAGCCUAUGAAUUAUCUUCAUUCGGGUUUUUUCAAAAAUCCAGCAUUCAGGAGUUCAUGACUUUCACUUGUGGCCUCAUAGUGGAACGUUCUGCAUUUGGCACUCGAGCUUCGGUCAGUGAGAAAGAGUAUAUGUGUCAUAUGCACAUACGGGACGAUGGUCUGAGUGCUGUGGUCAUUGCAGACAGCGAAUAUCCACAGCGCAUCUGUUUCUCACUGCUUGACAAGGUGUUGGAUGAGUUCUCUAGACAGGUGGAUGACCGACAGUGGCCUACUGGAACUCCAGAAACCAUCCGCUUCACCGUGUUAGAGGAGUACCUUAAAAAUUACCAGAAUCCUAGAGAAGCUGACGCACUGACCAGAGUCCAGGCAGAAGUUGAUGAGACAAAGAUUAUUUUGCACAGAACCAUGGAGUCAUUAUUGGACAGAGGAGAGAAGCUGGAUGAUCUGGUGCAGAAGUCAGAGGAACUAGGACAAACAUCCAAAGCCUUUUACAAAACUGCUCGGAAGCAAAAUCGCUGCUGCAAGAUGAUGUGACUCGUCCCGUCUCAGAACUCCAGGCUGAAGGUUUUUGACAUCAAGGCCAAUGAGAAAGUGCUUAUGCAGUCAGCAUUUUACUUGAUUUUCUUUGAGUAUUAAAUCAGAGUGCUGGAACGUUAUUAAUCAUUUUUCCUUCACCUCACCAGGUCUGUAAAAAUCUAUCUUUCUGGUGCCUUUACAUGUUUACAACCUGUCUUUCUGAGACCCUUUAUGACUUCUGACUUCCAUUCCUACUUUAUUUUGCUAUUGAAUUACAAGGCUAAUGUAGCUAACAAGUAAUGGAAGACUGGUAAUGGACAAUGGGCAAGAUUUUGCCUUGAAGAUGGCUGCUACUAAUGUUUUUAGUCAUGCUAUUUGUAUGUUUGUCCAUUUUUAUAGAUUACAAUAUGUGAUACAGUAUCAUACACCCUAUUAUCAAGUCAGUUUGGGAUUGCUUAACAUUUCAACAUGAGAGGUAAUUUAGACCUGCAGUUAGCACGGCGAUGCUAACCAUGACUUCCAGGUUAUACUGUUUGUUAGCUGCAUUACCCUCACAGCAUGCAAAGCAAAAGCAAACAUCAGACACUAAAUCCAGGCUGUUCAACAACAUUGGGAGUACAGCCGAAAUUUGAUAGUUUGCAAGAUUGCCAGAGGCAUCUUAGCACAGACAGUCAGCGUAACACUGUCCAGAGACUUUUAGUAUUAUUUAUGAAUAUGUGGAGUGUGGAUUACUUUGGCUGCAGUGCAAGUUAUUUGAAGUUGUUUGCCUUUGUGUGAAAAGAACGGCCUGAGGACCAGCAUUAGAGCUUCCGAGGAAAUGAGCGUUGCUGUUGUCUUUUCCUUUUCAUUAAAGUUGUUCCUUUAGUUAAGAAUCUUUAACCAUAAUCAGAGGUAUGAAGAACAAAGUCAGGAAGCUCAAGUGAAAUUCUUGAGAAACUACUGACACAGAUUGGUUGGCUUGUGGGGACAGACUUGGCAAUAGAUUGGAAGGGGAAUUCCACCAGUUUACUUAAAAUUUCUAUGUAAAUGAAUGGUCACAAUGUCUACAGGACAAAUGUAGCCAUUUCAUUUCAAUGAGGGAGGUUAUAGACUCAUUAAGUGCUUCAGACAUCUGGUUUCUAUCACCACCAAUGGGAACAAUUUCUCUACCGCUGAGCAUAAAGCUAUCUUACUGAUGUAAUUAUGCACAAAUUUUGAAAAAUCUGUGGCCUUUUCCCUUUUCUUUGCAAGAAUUCUUUUAACAUGCAUGAUGUAUAGUAUGUACCUUUACUGUUGGUGUGUUUAUCUGGUGUUUUGCCUUUUGAUUUAUCAACCUUUUGGUCUAUCUGGGGCUGAAUGUUUUUCUCUGUAUUGCUUCAGUGUUUACAUUUUGGCCAGCUUUUGCCAGUCUACUGUACUUUCUGUUUACAAUAUUGUCACAGGCUACAGUAUUGAUGUCGUUUGACAGCAGUGGUUAGAUUUAAAUGAGAGGUUGAUCUGUACUACUUGAAUUAAUAUAGUAUUUUUGUUCUCAGCUUCAUUCUGCCACUUAUUAAACAGGGUGCCGUGCUCAUGAAGUGAUUGCAAUGUCGUUAAAUAAUAAAGUGAUCCAUGUACUAUGUGAGCAGUAUGCCUACACUCACAGUAUAAUACUAUAAUACACACAGAUUCAUUCACGUUGAUAAAACGGGGACUUUGAAUUUACUUGAUGCAAAUAUACACAAAAUUCAUAUAAAUGA